AUGAAACUGCUGUGGAGAGCGAAAAUGACCACAUUUCAGGAUGGGGGUGAAGAGGUAGAAGACGGAGCUGUCUACAAUGUCACCCUUAAAAAAGUGCAGAUUCAGCAGGCUGCCAACAAAGGAGCAAGGUGGCUGGGGGGUGAAGGAGACCAGUUACCCCCAGAGCACACUGUCAGGCAGUAUGAAACAUCCAAGAUCAGGGCUAUAAAAGCUGGAACUUUGGAGAAACUGGUGGAGAACCUUCUCACAGCUUUUGGAGAUGCAGAUUUUUCCUACAUCAGCAUCUUCCUAGCAACAUACAGGGCCUUUGCUUCUCCCAGGGCAGUGCUGGAGCUUCUUCUGGACAGGUUUGGCAACCUGGAGACCUCAAGCCAAGGAGAAGUGGCAAACCUGAAUUCCUUGGAAUCUGAGAUGGUACUCAGGGCUGAAAUAGCAUCAGUCCUACGGGCCUGGCUCGAUCAGUGCUCGGAGGAUUUCAGGGAGCCCCCUGACUACAUGUGUUUGCUGAAGUUGCUGCAUUACCUGAAGAACAAUAUGCCCAAUUCUGACAUGGAGAGUAGGGUGCAGAACCUCUUGAAGCAGUUUCAGAACCAAGAAGUAGAAGCUGUUGAUGGGUUCUGUAGCACUUCCUCCAGUGACCUGGUUGAUGGAGAGGAACUGGAGAGCAGCAAUCCAGAAGAAUUCUCCUCUUUUCAAGACCACGUUGUGGCAGAACAGUUGACAUACAUGGAUGUGAUGCUCUUCAGAAGAGUUGUGCCCUACCACUGUUUGGGAUCCAUCUGGUCUCAAAGGGAUAAGAAGGAAAACAAGAACCUGGCUCCAACUGUCAGAGCCACCAUCACCCAGUUCAAUGCAGUCACCAAAUGUGUCAUCAGCACUAUCCUGGGGACCAGGGAGCUCAAAAUCCAGCAGAGAGCCAAGAUCAUUGAGAAGUGGAUUCAUAUUGCACAUGAAUGCAGGAUCCUGAAGAACUUCUCCUCCUUGAGGGCCAUCAUUUCAGCUCUGCAGUCCAACUCCAUCUAUCGGCUGAAGACCACCUGGAUGUGUGUUUCCAAGGACAUCCUGCUGAUGUAUGAAGAGCUGUCUGAAAUCUUCUCAGACCAUGACAAUUACCUGACAAGUAGGGAGCUGCUGAUGAAGGAAGCAACAUCCAAAUUUGCAAAUCUGGACAGCAGUGAGAAAGAAAAUCAGAAAAAGUCACAGAAGCGACUGCAACUUCAAAAAACCAAGGGAGUGAUGCAAGGCACGGUCCCUUACCUUGGCACCUUCCUGACUGAUCUCAUCAUGCUUGACACAGCCCUUCAGGACUAUGUUGAGGGUGGCCUGAUCAAUUUUGAGAAGAGACGAAGGGAAUUUGAAGUCAUUGCCCAGAUCAAGCUCCUGCAAUCCUCAUGCAACAGCUAUUGCCUGAUACCAGACCAAAAAUUCAUCCAGUGGUUCAGGAGGCAGCGACACUUAACAGAGGAGGAGAGUUACAAACUCUCCCGUGAGGCUGAAGCAGCUGCUGAUACCAGCAUCCUGUCUCCAAAAUCCCAGAAAAGCAUGGUGAAGAGGAUCAGCACACUUUUUCUGGGCACUGAUGUGUUCACCCCACCCAAAGAACAGCCCCUGAAGAGCUCUCCUGUAGGAGGGAGCUCCGGGGAAAGCACGGAUUCAGCCAGUGUUUCGUCGUGUGAGUUCAAUCACUCCGAAACUGAGGAUGUGUGUGUGACUCCCGUCUCUAGUCCUGAGGACCCUCUGAAAAAGAUCUCUGGCUACUCCUUAUCCUCCUGUUCUCCUGACUCUCCCAUGAGCACGCCUUCCUCAGGGGUGUCAUCCUUACCCUCAUUCCUCGGCUCCAUGCCCUGCAGGGACUCAGGCCCGGUGCUGAGCAGUGCCCCCAGAGCGCUGCCCGUGUACAACCGGCAGAGCGAGGGCUCCUGCAUCAUCCGCGUCAGCAUGGAUGGGCUCCAGGACAGCAUCUACAAGAGCAUCCUGAUAACCAACCAAGACAGAAUCCCUGAUGUCACCCAGCGAGCCUUGCUGAAGCACAACCUCGAGCCUGAUGCAGUUGAAGACUAUGAGCUCGUGCAGGUCAUCUCUGAGGACAAAGAGCUGGUGUUCCCCCGUGAUGCCAACGUGUUCUACGGCAUGAACAGCCACGUGAACUUCGACUUCAUCCUGAGGAAGAGGGCAGAGCUGCUGGGCUGAGGCUGCACCUGCACUGCCCUCCUGGGUUACAGGGAAUCUGUCAGAAUCCCCUGCUGAAAAUGUGCAAUUGGAGCAAUGGGCAGCCCUGGUGCAAGGCUCCAGGCUGCUGCAUUUGUCUUGAGGACACCCCAUGAGCCAUCUCUGUGAGAAAAGGGUCUCCUUCAUGCCAGUAUUAUACAGAAAAAGAUCAUCUGAACUUAUUUUUAUAGAACUGAAGCAAGUUCUGAGUAUGUCUGCCUGAACCAGCUGAGAAUUUUUUGCACUUGUUCCACACCAGAGAAUGACCCAUUUUGGAUCUUGUUUCCAAAGAACUUUAAAAUGAAUGAACUGCACUUGCCUUUGCAUGAACAUCAUGAAUGGGACAAACACUGCUUUGUGUUGGAUGGAGGUCUGAAUGUCACAACGGGGAGGUUUCCCUUGGACUUGGUUAAGCCAUGGACCAGAACCUGAUGCCUUUUGUGUGCACUCCCAUGUGAUGGAAGAUGUCCUCCCAGUGUGCAAUUCCUCUGCUGGAACUGAAAUCUGAACCUCUUCAAAAGCCAUAAGACAGACGUUGGAUUGUAAGCAGCCCUGGUUUGAGACACAUGAAAUACACAGAGUAUUUCUGGUUCUGCUGGUAGCACUCUGCAUCCCUGCACAGAUCUAGGAGCUAUUAUCCAAACAGACAGCUUAGGAUUCUUAAGGAUCAUUAGUUAAAACAGAGUUUUAUCCAUGCCUGGGCCUUUUACCCCCAGUUCUGUGGCACUAAUUUGCAGCACUGGGCUCAGGUAAGUUUUACACUACAUUUGGAUUUACCACUUCUGUUUACAGGUAGGUAAAACAGACCAACUGUAGGUCUGCUGUACAUCCAAUGUACAGAGUCCUAUGGCAGGUGCCACAAGCCUGGUGUAGGUCACAGCCUGAACAAUUUAUGAAUUCCAGUUGUUUGUUAGAGGGUGACAGAGUGGGGGUGGUUGUUACUGAGCCUUAACCUUUGCCCAGAGUUAGGGCAAAACUAGAAGUUCAGUUUUCUCUGCUUUUGGUGUCUGUACAGUGCAGUUCCUUGUGUACAUAGCAUAGCUCCUACUGUAUAUAGUACUGCUCACUCAGGAGGGUGUAUGGCAGUGUUAAGCUGAAACAUAAAUGUUCUGGAUUUUAAAAUUACACUUUGCAAAUGUUUAUAUAUGUUAUGUUUUUAACUGCUUACCUGUAAUCUUUAUAUGAUAAGUAUAUAAAUUGUUUUUCAUUAA
Molecule: messenger RNA, 3419 nt
Organism: Agelaius phoeniceus (red-winged blackbird)
Lineage: Eukaryota; Metazoa; Chordata; Aves; Passeriformes; Icteridae
Source: RefSeq, a predicted model, not a curated record